Spirometra erinaceieuropaei is the source of this 8755-nucleotide messenger RNA. Lineage: Eukaryota; Metazoa; Platyhelminthes; Cestoda; Diphyllobothriidea; Diphyllobothriidae. The record is from the annotation of a GenBank genome assembly.
AUGUCAAUUAACUGUUGUCACACUCGGGAUCACUCCGGUGUUAUCUUAUUUUUCGGCGAAAGGUUUUUAGUCCCGUUCAACUGACCUGUUUUUUAGACUUCUGGUUAACUAUGAUGGAUGUGAAUUAAAAUUGAGUGGAAAGGGAUCCCAGCCGAAAGGGAACUACAACGGCACCGCGUUUCUAACUUCCCAUAGAGUAUGAACCAUAUAUGCCCUCUCAGGUUUAGGUACUCUUCCUCCCAAAAAAAGUGGACAACCAGUUACUCUCACUUAGCAUGCCUUUUGUCUACAUGAAAGAGGUGGACAUCAAACAGCCGGCGUUCGGAGCCAAUCGUAUCGAGGGCUUCGUGUUACCUGAAUCCAGUGGUUGGGAGGUGAUUCCAUUGUUAUUUCUUUGACAGUCAAGAGUUAAAUGUUACUACGGAAUAUUCUGUUUUCUUACAAUUCGUCUCAACUAUUUACUGUUGCACUUUUCGUCGAAAGGGACGGUUACCAUUUUCGUUAACCUUCAAACAUGGUGGAGCAAUUGAAUUUGGCAAAGCACUUCUCGAACUGGGAACACGCGCUAGUAGACUUCGCAGUUCCUACGUACCUCCACCGCCGCCACCAGCGACAGAAUACUACAGCUGCCCACCUCCUGCGUACGCCCCACCCUACGGCGAUCCGUACUACAGUUUCAUGACUCAACACCCUGCCUUUGGUCCACCAAUUCGUAAGUUUUAUGGUUUUGUUUUCUUUCGUCGCUCUUUUUCGGUUCAUCCCUCUGGACUAGUUUACGAAUUAGCUUUUGGUUUGCAUUUAUAGUUGUUGAGACAUCUGACAAAUUAUUUGUCGAACAAGUUUUUCUGGUGGACUUUUUCGUGCGCUUUGUAGUCUACUAGCACCACGCUUCGAUGCUACGUCUUCCUGGCCCGGCAAUUCCCUACACGACGUUUCACUCAAGUAGUGGAUAUUACUGCGAACAGCCUUAACACAAGCUGGUUGAUGUCAUUUGAUAUCGGCUUUAGAACUUGUCUAGUUCUCUUCGUCAACAAUUCUUUCAUUUCCUGGAAUUUGCCACAAGAUGCGGACUUAAAGCUGGGUUUAUUUAAGUGGUGCGAAGUGAGCCUGGUUUUUGCGGCUUAGUCACGUUUUGUCAAUAGAUAAUACCUCAUCCAACUAGCAGCAUACAAAUAAUAACGAGAAAGUUUAAACAGACAUACAAACUUGGAAGCUGGUGCACUCGAAGCAUUUCUGUCCGUUACUCAGCCAUCUCCGGAACUAUUUUGCACGUUCGUAGGGCUAUUUUUGUCACAACUCGGGCGCCCACUUGUCGAUCCCAUUUCAUGCUUCUUUAUGUCAAUACAUUCUUAACACAUGACGCAUUGAACAAUGAGCAGUAAAGAUUCCGCAUCUAACUGGUAUCCUUGAUUGAUUAUUCAAUGUCGGUGACCUUUUCUGCUCCACAUCAAAUACCGAUUUUUCUUUAUCACACGACACUCAGUUACUAAUCCUGUUUCGAAAAAUGCCAUUUUUACAUGUGUGCGUCGGUCAUAAUUCGGCUUAGAUUUCAUGAAAACUCAGCAGGUUUCUAAUAUUAGUCUCUCAGCUGACUGGGCAGAAUGCUCAAAUUACAAACUGGGAACAUUCGUUUUUCGAAGUUCUAUUCUCAUUGAAAGCCUGCCGAUUCAAUUGCGUAGUUGAGUUUGCGUCUGAAAAACUACGUGUCCCAGUUAGCUUCUUUCGACUCGGAUAUUUUUUCCAGGGGAUGUUAGUCGUCCACUGCCUUUUUCGCCUUUGUUAUUCUACUUUCUGCUGAUAUGAUCCUUCCCUUUGGGCAGGCUGCCAUUCAGCGUUCCACUGAGAUCCACAGGUCAUGUCGACACCCUUAGCGCAUCCUGUUAAAUUCAAGCACGUCGAAUUUGUUAUAGAAAGGACUGCUCUGAUUUUACGUGAGGGUGAGUUCGCCAGUGUCGGCCUAACGCCCUCUUUCCUCCACACGCAUCAGUGGCUUGUUCGAGUCAAGCUGACUGGGAGGGGAUUCUGUGGCUGACAAAGCCGAACAACCCCUCUACGCGUGCCACACGCGACCUGCGACGGACUGCGUAAAAUAGCAUGCAUUCCAUGUAAACAGUUGUGGUGGCGACGGCGACGGUAGUUGUGGUGGUUGUGUUCACCAGAUGGUAUUGGUUGAUAAAUGAUCACCGUCUUCUUCGUGUUGAUGGCCAGCCCGAAGUUGGAACAGCCGAAGGCAAAGAUAUAUGCACUCCGUUGCACGCCCUCCUUCCUUGUGAUGCUUUGUGCACAGUAAUCCGCAAACAAGCAACCAUUGACACCAGCUUUGGAAACUCCUAUAUGACUUCAUGUAUCGGAUGUUCAGCAGUUGUACAUACUGUAGACGUGCUAUCUCGCGAAAUAUUUACCGAGAUUCUGAAACGUAUUUCCAAUUCGGGAAGAUUAGUUAGGUAGGGUUGUCUUAAUUCUCGUGUCGCACAAUGCUAAAAUAUUCCAGUUACGCUGAGAUACUGGCUUUCAAACGAGCUUUCCACCGGCCGCUUGCGUAACCUAUAUUCCACAAAAAUGACUACUUGAGUAGUGUAAACUUUUCCCAUUGAUUUUCACUGCCCUUAUAAAUUCAGACAUAUUUGCGUAUUUGGUAACAAGUUUUGUCUUCUUCAAAUACUAUCAUCAAGCUUUAGAAAACUUUCUCGAUUCUUGAGCAGCCUCGAUACCGAUAUCCUGUUACACUUGCAUUCAGGACUUUCAAAUUACAAACUUCAUACCUUCCGUGUAAAGAAAGUCAUAUUUUUCUAUGCGAUAUUUAUAAGAGGUUAUAUAGGGCUCAUAGAAAUUCGUAAUCUCUACGGACCAUGCUGAUGCGAUGCUGUAUGGCUGGACAUUUCACGGUCCCAAAAAUCUCAUAAUUAGAAACUUUUUAAAAUAAAAAAUAUGCUCCUUAAGCAUGAGAUUUGAAGAACACGUAACCUGCUACCAAAUAAGUAGAAGAAAGUGUAUUUCGUGCGUAUUUUUUCAUAUAAUAUGUUUAAAUUCAUAAGGGCAUUUACUCAAGUAGUCAUUUUUGCGAAAUAUAGGUUACGCAAGUGGCCGAUAAGAAGGUCGUUCGAAAGCCGGCAUCCCAGCGUAAUGGGAAUAUUUUACCAUUGUGCGACUCGAGAAUCAACUCGACCUAGGUAAUCUUGUCCAUGAGCUGCGGGCCGUCAUUCGCCAAUCCGACUGGUCUUGCGUCGUAGUCUGGUGCUUUGUCUUUGGGCAUCUCUACCACUACCUUGAUUAUCUCUCAAAGGAUAGGCGGACGAUGGAAGUCGGCAUUAGUGUCUACCUAAGGGAGUUGGCCGAUAGCUUCGUCGCAGAUUGCGGGUAAGUCUUAAGGACAACUUUGAGGUGCUCGAUCCAGCGCUCCAAGUUACUGCAUCUUGGCUGAGCGGUUGGACAGCCUCUUGGACCUAGAGGACUGUAGACUGCGUUGAUUGUCGCGAAGAGAUCCUUUGUCACACCGGACUUUGCGUUUUUUCGAUUUUCUCCAGCUCUGCAAUUCAGUCAAUCUUUUUGCAUCGCCCUCAAUUUCUGAUCCGUUAGUGACGUCGGUCUCUUCGUUAGUACAGAUCGUACGCAGACUGUUGUUCUCAGAGAGCAGGCGUCGAAUUUCGUCGUCAUUGUCAAACCAGUCAUUGCGCUGUUGAUGUUGACUCAAGACUUCCGGUGUUGUGGUUUUUAGGACUUUCCGCAUUUCUCUGCACCGAGUUUCAACGGUAGUCUUUUCCUUCAGAAAUUGCACUUACUCCAACUUGCGAUUCGUUCGAUAGUUAAAAUUCGGUAGUCUUUCAGUCAUACUCAAUAAUGCAGCAUUUAACUUACCUGGUAUUUGCUUUCUUUGUGAACACUUGCGAGGUUACAGCUGCAGCUUUAUCUUGGAGUCGAAAAGGCAGCGACCUGCAGUGCAAUCUAUACCACACAAACAGACACACGACAGUUCGACCGUCGUUACCGAAAAUGUCCACUAUGUGCUCCACAGCAAGGUGAGAACAGGGACGGUGAAUUGCGUGAAUUAGUUUACAGUGUUUAUAGACUUGCACAGCAUCUAACGCACUCUCUCCUCUCCCACCUGGAUCCGGUGUCAAGGCAGAGUCAAGAAGACGGGGGGCGAGAGAGCGCGCAGGUGGAUAGCACGGUCGAGCCCACACCUUGGCGCUUUACUCCACACCCCUUGCUCUACAUAACAAAUAGCCAGCUUUUUGACCAACAAUGGGGCGGCAGGGGUCCCAGUGUGUGUGACGUCUUCCGGCAGUCGGGUCUGCCACCACACCCCGAAAUGUCGGCAUUUUUUAUGGUGUGCAAAUCCAGUGAUGCUUUCUAGAAUCCGAUAUGGCCCCCGUGUUGGUCCAGAUCUGCCAUGUGACCCGUUUGGGGGUAAAAACACACACAACAGUUCGAUCAUCGUUUCCGACGAUGUCCACCAUAUGCUCCACAGCAGGGUGAGAGCAGGGACAUUAACUCGCACGUGGAUUAGUUUAUAGUGAUAGUAGACUUGUACAGCAUCUACCGCACUCUCUCCUCCCCCAACUGGACCCGUUGUCAAGACAGAGUCAGGAAGGCCGGAGGCGGUGGAACGCAUGUGGAUGGCACGGUCAAGCCUGCAUCUUGACGCUCUACUCCGCACCUCGUGAUUCACAGAACAAAUGACCUGCAUUUUAGCCAACAGCAAAAGAAACUGGCACCACACACUGCUGUUGUCACCAGAACAUCGCGCCCUUCACCCCUCCUGACGAGCACGUAGUUCAACAGUUGCACCUGAGAGUGCGUCUGCAUCCAAGUUGUCUUCUCUCUGAUUGUAAGGCGGAGUAUUUUGGUCAGGAGUGGACUAUAUUCCGUGCAGGUCGCAGUCUGCUUGUUGACGGCGUGCUUUGCCAACAUUUUGGGAGCAUUUUCCGGUCCUUUUCUCCCCGAUAAUCUAAAAAGUGACUCCCGGGAUAGGGCUACUAAGCCAUCUCAGAUGGCCGUCGCACUCCACUGUGAGUCAUGACUUAUUUGAUAGUUUGACCGUCGCAUCCGACGAUGCCCACCGUGUGCUCCGCAGCAAGAUUAAUCAGGCACGGUGACCUGCGCGUGAAUUAGUUUACAGUGAGAGUUGACUUGCGCAGCAUCUACCGCAGUUCCCCUCUCGCCUGGGCCCGUUGUCGAGACAAUGAAGAAGACCGGAGGCAGGAAGGGCGCGGGUGGAUGGCGCAGCCGAACCCGCACCUUAGCUCUCCACUCCACGCUCCCUGGUCCACAACGAACGCUUGGCCAGGAUUUUUACCAAUUACAACAACAACAACAGAAAGGACGUGAGUGACUGGACAGCCAUGCAUGCCAAUUGUAUACCCAGUGGAAGUGCAGGCAUAUAUUUCGCCAUAGAAUCAGGUGCCAGAAAGCAACCAGUGCACACCAGGCUGCGAGGGCCAUGGUUAGCUGAUCCUGGCAUAGCAGACGCUCAAACUUUGGGGUGACUUGUUCACAGUAAGAAGACUAACCGAGUUAGACUAGGUCGCAUUUUACCUUCAUGCUAGGACUUUUGUCUUGGGGUUAAGUGGAGUAUGUGGAUUAGUUCGGACAAUCGGCUGUGGUGACACACACAUCGGACACCACCUUGUUUAGCCCACCGGUCAAGGGCGGUUAUCGGUGUGUGGCUGCCAUGCCGAGCACGGCUUCGUGAGGCCAUAUACAACAGUUGGGUGCCUGGGUGGGGUGAAGUAGGCGUACCCAUCAGGUCCGUCGAUGCGUCUUAUGGGACAUUGCUUUCAGGCGGUCGUGCUUGCCCAGACAUCACCGAUGUUGCCUCUUCGUGUGUGUCAUUCCUCAGUAGUGUAUCUCCGGCAGGGUUCAUGCGCCGGGGUAUUGCUGUGGGUCGGAUAUUUAGCCGCAUAAGCGAGCCGAAAAGGACCGUAUAUUCGCAACGAUAGUCUGCUGAAGGAGCGUUGGGAGCGGUGCCGUGUGUCAGUGUGGCAAAGGUUUCGGAGACGACCAGACAGAAGUCCUUUGCAUUGUUUGGAUUUUGGAGGCAUCAUCAUCACAUUUUCUCACAGCUCGAAUCUUAUCAAUAAUGUGUUUUUUGUUAGUUAUCACUAUCAUUGCUAGUUUCGCGCCGCGCAUUUCUCAGGAGGCCGGCACUCGAGUGGUCAAAGGUUUUGGGACAAGUCCGUAGGCAAUUUGAUUCUGUGUGAUCACCAUUUAAGGCACCUCACUCACUGUUGCCACCUGUGCCAGAUGAUGGCGAUAGUAACGAUGGAGCGAUUCGAUGCGGCGAAAUAGCCAGUUUUAUCAUAACUGCUUCCCAGUGCUUAAUGACCAAGGACUCACCUCACAGAUCCAUCUUACUUCAUCGUCCUUGCAUCCCAUCCCUCCUAUACGACAAGAAUAGGUGCAACAAUAGUUAUCAAUUCCCCGCACGCACUGUGCAGUUCUUGUGUCCAUUGGGGUCGGCUUGCGUACCUACCAUUCGACCUACUGUUUGAGAUCCAGACGCAUUGGCUGCCGCUGACGCCCUGCAUAGAUUGAAAUUCGUGAUUUGGGAACUGGCCUGACGGGAGUUGAGACUCUAGUUCUCAACUUAGUCAUGAAGAUUCAACAAACAAGACAGCGAUAAAAGAGGAGCCGUUAUAUUGGUUUUCCAUGCUCGACCUCAGCGCUCCAUAUAAUGCUACAACUGCCUGGCCUGUAAGUGGUUGUCCGUCAGAUGCAAGUCUUUUUUCCCAGCUAGGCUUCUCUGAGUGUAACCCAAUCAUUCAAACGUGUUCCUAUGGUUCCUGUGUACUUCCAGACUUCGGCCAAGUGUCGCCCUCCCAUGAAUCUCAUUUUUGGCACUAGUUUGCCCAUGUUCACUACCUUAAGUACGGUUCAGCGUUGACAAGCAAUGGUGUUUGAUGUACCGGGGAUACCUCAGAAGCUUAGAUUUUGCUAAUAGGUUGUGUUGAUUGACAGAGUGGCGGCUCAUAUCAAGUCAGUUUGGUGCAUACCUUUUCGUAGUCCCGUUCUUUCAUAUAGAUUGGGGCUAAUUGUGUAGUUUCCGUAGGGUUUUUCUUCAAUAUUGUUUUGCCGAGCAUGUUGCCGUAAACCUAUUUCAAACUGACGUUUUGGUUAAUGACAUCCAAGCCAAUAUGUAGUCACUAUUUUGUCCCUUUUCCUCUGAUUCAGCUGAUACCCUUUACCAGAGUAACUGUUGGCCGCCUUACCCCGGAGCCGUACCCCCCACUUACACACCUGAGUGGCCAGCCGGGGCGAACUCACAGCCUCCACCUUACCCGCCUCAGUCAGGUGCAUACGCACCGCAGCCUGGCGCUUAUCCGCCCCAGCCGGCGGGUGCUUACGCGGGACCACCGACGGGUGUACCCUAUCCACAAAACGGACCACCGGCGAGUGCCCCUUAUCCACCAACCGGACCACCGCCGCCCUAUACGGAGAAUGGAGGUUAGAGAUGUUUUGAUUGCCACCUGUCCUGCUUUUACUGGCGGGUUGACGGUCUUCUUCACUGUUUAAGAGUUCUUACAUACGAACUUUUCAUCAUCCAUCUUCAAUUCUCUGUUGACUAGAUUUGAUUAAUUUUUUCGGGCCCCCUUUCCGUCUCAUAAGUCAUUGAACUUCCACUUUGUCGUGGGGUACUGACCUGUCUUUAACUCAUCGUUAACUCUUUUCGCCAUGCAAGAACCACACGUCUCAUACAACUCAGAAAGCACACGCCUCGGGACAUACAGACUUGUAAUUGCCUCUGGUCCAAUUUCGGCGUGUUUUUGAACUUGCUGUUCAUUUUUUCGAGACCCAUAGUUUUGAGUGGGCUCUACCCUCGGAAUGUUGCUGCUUACUAAUUGCGUGCUGUCGUAUCCCUAUGUUAGUAACAUUGUCGCGCCACUUGGCUCGUGCAACAAUAACAAAAAGCCAUCCGCACACUUGCGGAGACUAGAAAUUCUUCUUGUUUUCAGCUGUCAGCCACAACUCCUAAUGACUACUUCGCUAUUGGAAGAAGAUAUCUCAUAUCUCAUAUCUCUGUGUUUUAUGGAUUCGUUUGCGCUUUCGAUCGUUAUGUGGUAAUAUUUUUUAGUCCGAAGGUAGAUUCAUGAACAAGUAGAGCUCAAAGUAGCUUCUACAUGGCUCGAACAAUAAAGUCACUGUAGAUUUUUCCUCCGACCAUUUCCUGACAGAUAAAGACUAGCUUUACAGUCCUGUCGAUCUAUCAGUUUUUACAAGAAAUCUACGGUGGCCACGAAUCUACCCAAUUUGCUCACGUGUCUAUGGUGGCUUAAUAGACUUUUCUAACACGGCUUCGUCAUCUCGUUCGAUGGUAGGCAUGUAAACAGUUAGUAAAGCACGUGGGCCAUAACUCAACCUCACAUAGGUAUUUCUUAACUCGCCGCAAGAUUGUGUAGGCGUAAAUUAACCAUUGAUGUCAGCGCCUCCUUGUACGAUACCUUUGAGUUAGGCCCAUUCAGCACCGAACGUCACUUGCUAAUUUUAGGUUUGAGUGAGAGAGUUGACAAAAUUAGCGUUUCUGUUCUUUCCACCUGCCACGUCGAUCUAUGCUGUUUGUCGCCCCAUCUCAAAAGUGGAUUAUUAUGUUCUGCCGUUGUUCGAUCCUUUCACGUUAUCUUAUUUCUUCUUCGUCACCGCAGUAAGUGAGGGUUACUACUUCCAACAGUACCCGCACACAGUCUAUGCACCGCCUGCCUCAACGGCACCGGCCCCCUCGGCACCCCCGCUGCAAGAGGAAACGAAGAAGAAUAUAUAA